AUGUCUGACUCCAGGCGCGAGAGUGAGAGUUCGUCCAUAACCUAUCAGAGUUCAUCCGAUCCAGGAACAAUCGAAGACUCCGGCAGCUCUGAAAGUCAAGGUUCACCACCGGCUCCGCCAGGAAGUCCACGGUCGCCUGAACAGCCGAGCAAGGAUGAAGACGGCCGAGAAAUUCCCACUAUAGAGACCACCCCGACAAAUGGAGAAGCAUCACAGAGGAGACAGCGGGUUCGCUUCCGGUCCGCUCUCAGUGUCGACUACGCUAGUCCCGAAAGCAGUGAAGAUGAAAGCUCUAUUCGAGAAAAGGAAAAGAGUGAGCGUGACCGAGCGCAACGCGAGGAUCAGCCACAUCUCAUUUCCACGCCCUACGUCCAUGGAUCGCUAGACAUCACAGAAACUCCUCUUCGCGAGCGGACAACGGGAGAAGACCUUCAGCGAGCGGAAAAGACCUCUGUUGAGGAGAAGCCAGCAAGCACUCGGGCAGCAGAAGCCGUCGGCGAUGUCGGUCGCACAGCCAAGGACAAACUCCGAUGGCUGCGGGACACGGUGCACGGCAAGUUGUCCCGGUGGAGUGAUCGGCUGGGACGCCCUGAACCAGGUGGGGAUAACCUACAACCCGGUGUCUACCAUGCCGAAUGGGCAUCAGGCGGCGCGGCGCCUCUGGGAGAUGUGACUGACAACAAGGACAAGACUCACGAGGAAAAGAAGGCAAAUCAAGCCACAUCCACAUCUGAAGCGCACCGCCUGGUGCGUGAGCUGACGCAGGACCAGUCCGGUAAUCGGCGCAGUGCGCAGGGGAAGCCAUACCCACACACCGGCACCAAUUUGCAGGGCGGCCAGAACGACUAUGGACUUGAAUCGGGUCUGCGGUAUCGAGCCGGUGGUGGGGGUGUUCUGUCGCAGCUGAUGAAACUGAAUGGCGGCCUGCAACAAGGAGGUGGACAACGAUCGCCGAGCAUGACCUCUGAGCCCGGGACCUCGGGGACCACAACUCCGAAGAAGGAAAAGUUAAAGUGGUACAAGAAUAGACCGCAGAACCGGUCGACGUCGACCCUGGUUGGCGCUUCGGGCAGCCUGAGUGGCGCGAGCACUCCUGUGUCUAGCGAGAUCCUUUCCGCCGCGUCGAAGCGCCGUGGUGGACAGCAGCCCCAAAGGGGGUUGCGGCUGGAGGACGAAAUCCAGGUGACGGUGCAAAUCGCGGAGAUCAUUGCGCGCCAGCGGUACAUUAUGCAGCUGUGCAAAGCGCUGAUGUCGUGGGGCGCCCCGACGCAUCGGCUCGAAGAGUACAUGCAGAUGACGGCCAAGGUUCUCGAGGUGGACAGUCAAUAUCUGUAUUUUCCCGGGUGCAUGAUCAUGUCAUUUGACGAUCCGUCGACGAGGACGACCGAGGUGAAGCUGGUUCGGGUGGCUCAGGGGAUUAACUUGCAAAAGUUGGCCAACACUCAUCGAAUCUACAAGAAUGUAGUGCAUGACGUGAUCGGGGUGGAAGAGGCCAUCCAGGAACUGGAGGAGAUCGAAAAGAAGCCGCCGCGGUUCAACAAGUGGAUCGUUGUGCUGGUGUACGGAUUGGCGUCUGCGACUGUGGGACCGUUUGCGUUCAAUGCUCGGCCGAUCGACAUGCCCAUCAUCUUCUUCAACGGCUGUCUGCUCGGGCUCAUGCAACAAGUGCUCGCACCUAGCUCGGCGCUCUAUUCGAAUGUCUUUGAGGUGACGGCCACGGUGCUGACCUCGUUUCUGGCCCGGGCCUUUGGUAGCAUUCCAAAGGCCGUCAUUGACGGCAAGCGGCAGUAUCUCUUCUGUUUCUCCGCCAUCGCCCAAUCCUCCAUUGCGCUUAUCCUGCCCGGCUUCCUGGUGCUGUGCAGCAGUCUCGAGCUGCAGUCUCAUCAGAUCAUUGCGGGGUCGAUCCGAAUAGUUUACGCGAUCAUCUACUCCUUGUUCCUUGGAUACGGCAUCACGGUAGGGACGACCAUCUACGGACUGAUGGAUGGUGCCGCGGUAUCCGACAUUAAUUGUCCCAAAGCCGGGGCCUUCAAAAACCAAUACGUGCAGCGGUUCCCCUUCGUGGCUCUCAUGACCGUUUGGCUGCUCAUCAUCAACCAGGGCAAGUGGAAACAGUUACCCGUGAUGUCGACAAUCGCCAUGUCCGGGUACAUCACCAAUUACUUUAGCACGAAGAGGCUGGGGUCCAACUCGCAAGUCGCCAACACCGUGGGCGCGUUCACCAUUGGCAUCAUGGGCAAUCUGUACAGUCGGCUGUGGCACGGACACGCGGCCACGGCCAUCCUCCCCGCUAUCUUUGUGCUGGUUCCCUCGGGGCUGGCAGCGUCCGGGUCGCUGAUCACCGGCGUAGCGUCGGCCGAUCAGAUUCGGCACAAUAUUAGCACCCCCUCGGGGUCCCAACAGCCGGGGGCGGGACUGUCCACCAAUUCGUCUGUGUGGACGCUGGCGGUCGGGAUGGUACAGGUGGCGAUUGGCAUUACGGUUGGACUGUUUCUGGCUGCGUUGGUGGUGUAUCCGUAUGGCAAGCGACGGAGCGGCUUGUUUAGUUUCUAG
Molecule: messenger RNA, 2553 nt
Organism: Aspergillus thermomutatus
Lineage: Eukaryota; Fungi; Ascomycota; Eurotiomycetes; Eurotiales; Aspergillaceae
Product: threonine/serine exporter family protein
Exons: 1
Coding region: 1-2553 (850 amino acids)
Biological process (GO): transmembrane transport
Molecular function (GO): transmembrane transporter activity
Source: RefSeq, a predicted model, not a curated record